This is a messenger RNA of Perognathus longimembris pacificus (Pacific pocket mouse), 993 nucleotides long. RefSeq names its product dolichyl-phosphate mannosyltransferase subunit 1, catalytic (gene Dpm1). Gene Ontology annotation, biological process: GPI anchor biosynthetic process; protein O-linked glycosylation via mannose. The record is from RefSeq and is a predicted model, not a curated record. Lineage: Eukaryota; Metazoa; Chordata; Mammalia; Rodentia; Heteromyidae. Gene Ontology annotation, cellular component: endoplasmic reticulum membrane. Gene Ontology annotation, molecular function: dolichyl-phosphate beta-D-mannosyltransferase activity. The transcript is spliced from 9 exons. The coding region runs from base 28 to 810 and encodes 260 amino acids.
GCCUCCGGCGUCGCGCGCAGUUCCGCCAUGGCCUCCGCGGGGGUCGGUCGCGGUCGCCCCGGGUCUCGGCGGGAGCCCGGAGGCCGCUCCCGCGGACGGGACAAGUACUCGGUGCUUCUCCCCACCUACAACGAGCGCGAGAACCUGCCGCUCAUCGUGUGGCUGCUGGUGAAGAGCUUCUCCGAGAGUGGAAUCAACUAUGAGAUUAUAAUCAUAGAUGAUGGAAGUCCAGAUGGAACAAGGGAUGUUGCUGAACAGUUGGAAAAGAUCUACGGGUCAGACAGAAUUCUUUUAAGACCACGAGAGAAAAAGUUGGGACUAGGAACUGCGUACAUUCAUGGGAUGAAGCAUGCCACAGGAAACUUUGUGAUUAUUAUGGAUGCUGACCUCUCACACCAUCCAAAAUUUAUUCCUGAAUUUAUUAGAAAGCAAAAGGAAGGUGAUUUUGAUAUUGUCUCUGGAACUCGAUACAGGGGAAAUGGAGGUGUAUAUGGCUGGGAUUUGAAAAGAAAAAUAAUCAGCCGUGGAGCCAAUUUUCUAACUCAGGUUUUGCUGAGACCAGGAGCAUCAGAUUUAACUGGCAGCUUCAGAUUAUACCGAAAAGAGGUUCUACAGAAACUAAUAGAAAAAUGUGUUUCUAAAGGCUACGUGUUCCAGAUGGAGAUGAUUGUUCGGGCCAGACAGUUGAACUACACUAUUGGGGAGGUUCCAAUCUCAUUUGUGGAUCGAGUUUAUGGCGAAUCCAAGUUGGGAGGAAAUGAAAUAGUCUCUUUCUUGAAAGGAUUAUUGACUCUUUUUGCUACUACGUGAAAGAAAGUUACUCAUUUAUUCUUACCAUGUUCAUUUCAAUGUAAAAGUACAAGAAGCCUGGUUACUGAUUAAAAAUGUACUCUUACAGCAUGAACAUAAGGUAAGGUACAUUACGUACAUAUCUUUUCUCUAGAAAAAAAAUCCCAUUUUGUACUCCAUAUUAAAAGUUACUGGUUUAAUGAA